Sesamum indicum (sesame) is the source of this 717-nucleotide messenger RNA. Lineage: Eukaryota; Viridiplantae; Streptophyta; Magnoliopsida; Lamiales; Pedaliaceae. The record is from RefSeq and is a predicted model, not a curated record.
AUGGCAAAGUCGGUAACAGUGCAUGUUUUUUUGGCAAUUGCAGUGGCUAAAGGUUGCCCUUUGUGGCAAUUAGAUGUGAACAAUGCCUUCCUACACGGGCCCCUUAAUGAGGAUCUGUAUAUGGUGCCUCCCGAAGGUUUUGUAGGCAUAUCUGCAGCUUGCUCGCUCUACUCCGGCCUUCUUGUUACUCAACAAAAGUAUCUUACUGAUAUACUUAAAGAUGUCAAUCUCUUGGAUGCAAAGGUGGUCUCCACUCCUCUGCCUCCAGGCCUUAAACUCAUUGUUGAAACUGGUUCUAUCUUGCCUAACCCAAGCCCUUACCAAAAGCUCAUCGGUCGUCUUCUAUAUCUUGGAUUCACGCGGCCUAACAUUUCAUUUGUCGUGAAGCAACUUAGCCAAUUCCUCCAACACCCCAAGUCUUCUCAUUGGGAUGUUGCAGUUCACGUUCUCUGCUAUUUCAAAAUGCACCUCUGCUCUGGAACACCUGUUACGUUCUGGUGCGAUAACAACGCUGCCAUCCAUGUCACUGCCAACCCCGUGUUUCACGAGUGCACCAAGCACUUGGACAUCGAUUGUCACCUUGUUCGAGAUCAGUUCAAAUUGGUUUCAUCCAACCAUCCUUUGUUCCCAGCCGCGGUCAACUGGCUAACUCCUCCUGUUGGUGAUUUCAUUCAUCUGCUCGUCAAGUUGGGCUUGGCCCCUCAAGCUCCAUCUUAA